Messenger RNA from Diachasma alloeum, 612 nucleotides. It is a transcript of the gene ATPsynF, whose product is annotated as putative ATP synthase subunit f, mitochondrial. Lineage: Eukaryota; Metazoa; Arthropoda; Insecta; Hymenoptera; Braconidae. Gene Ontology annotation, biological process: proton motive force-driven mitochondrial ATP synthesis. Bases 100 to 459 code for a protein of 119 amino acids. The transcript is spliced from 4 exons. The record is from RefSeq and is a predicted model, not a curated record. Gene Ontology annotation, molecular function: proton-transporting ATP synthase activity, rotational mechanism.
UUUUCCCAGUGGCGCUCCCAACUCCAGAAGCAUGUUCUCCACGGUGGUUCGUUAUCAGAGGACGUCUAAUUGGAAAGACGAGAUCUGCAAUUAAUUUCGAUGCAACCACCGUCCCAACUGUCCAAUAUGGACUGGGGUAACUGGGGAAAGUAUCCCAAAAAUUUCGAUCCGUCUAUCCACGGCCGCUUCGACCCUGCCAAGUACUACGGAAAAGCCGAUGUUCCUUUCGGUGAAGUAAAACUCGGGGAACUUGGGUCAUGGUUCGCUCGUCGUGAAAAGGGACCCAUUCGUCUGGCUCAAAUGAUUGGCAGAGCGUACUGGCGUUGGCAACAUAAAUAUGUCCUUCCCAAGAAGUGUGGAGUUGCUCCAUUUUUCCAAAUGACAGUAACUGCCAUGAUAUUCUUCUAUGUCAUCAAUUAUCCCAAACUCAGAUGGCACGCAAACUACAAAUACCACUAAAUAAUGAACUCACGUCAAGAACGAAAUUUUUAAAAACGUAGCGUUCGAUGUUGGCGAGUUAAACUAGUUGUUCAACUCCGGUACACCAGUUUCUUUCAAUGAAUUCGUCGUGUAAUGAUAAUGAAUAAUAAAAACAUCGCAUUAAAAUUGUCA